Molecule: messenger RNA, 576 nt
Organism: Trichoderma virens Gv29-8
Lineage: Eukaryota; Fungi; Ascomycota; Sordariomycetes; Hypocreales; Hypocreaceae
Exons: 6
Coding region: 1-576 (191 amino acids)
Source: RefSeq, a predicted model, not a curated record
AUGUCCCUAGUUCCAUGCGCCCUGUACCCCAAACAAUACCCUACCAGCCCCAGCUUUCGGGUGAGCUUGAAGAUAGUAGGUGCUAGUCCAGGGCCUGCCAACGGAGACCUGGCUAACACUGCAUGGGAUAUGAAGACAAACGACCCCAUAACCCACAGAGUCAACCUCGCCGAUUACAAAAGGGAAGCUCGAGAACUGUUUGAGUCUUUCAUGCGUUCCGCAGACGUGAAUCUUCUGAAAACUCAUCUUAGCGAUAAGUUUGAUCCGAAUUCUGCAGAGCACUGUGUUGAAAACCUCGUACGGUUGUUCUUGGAGGUGGCAACACUGGUGCCAUUGAGUUACAUCAGCUUUUACGAGCCUAGAACCGCUGACACUAUCGGAUCUGCUGUCGUCAAUGAAGAUGAGAAAGCUGCCAUCGACAUUGACAUUCCUGAUGACGAGAACAGUGAUGAAGAACAUGAAGUACCUUCCGGUUUCCUCCUAGGCGGCCAUGGAAAUACCGACUCAUCAGAAGAGAUUUCGAGAAACGGACAUGUCUAUCAUUUCAAGAGUGGAAACUCCCAGUACUAUACCUAA